CUGACCACGUGUUGUCCCCGUUCAUACGAUUCCCAUCCGCCGCUGCUUGUGCAGCUGCUGUCGGCUCCAGAGAGGCGGAGGCAGAGGGGGAGGAAGGGAGGAGGACGAGGGGGGAAUCCGCCGCCUCAGGACUGGUGAGUCCCGUUGCGAUGCGCGGACGCUGACGUGUGGAGAUGCUGCGCGGGGGUCCGGAGCGCGCGAGGGGCUUUCAACCGACGCGGCUCCGCGUCCGCGGACCGGAGGCAUCUUCUUCUCCGACAGAAGCUGCAGCACUUGUCUGCGUCGCAGCGGCGCUGGAUACUGUGUGAGCGCGACUUGUCAUUGCAUCAUGAGCGCAGAGGAGGGAGAGGCGAGGGCAGGCACCGCCACCACCCGCCGGCACUCCUGGGAGGAAGGACGUCCGCAUCCCGCCGAGGAGGAGGAGGAGGAGGAGGAGGCGAGCGCAGGGGGAGAGGACUGCGGCCAGGGCCGGAGCUGCGGGGACGGGGACGCGGGUCAUUCCUCCGGCGAGGAUGCGGCGGUCGGGGCCAAGACGCAGACGAUGCGUUCAAACUGCAGCAGCGACACCUGCAUCCCCACCCCCAGCUGCCGGAUCUGCUUCCAGGGCGCGGAGCAGGGCGACCUGCUGAACCCGUGCCGGUGUGACGGCUCGGUGCGAUACACCCACCAGCACUGCCUGCUGAAGUGGAUCAGCGAGCGCGGCUGCUGGACCUGCGAGCUCUGCUGCUACCGCUUCCACGUCAUCGCCAUCAACAUGAAGAGGCCGUGGCAGUGGCAGUCCAUCACCAUCACCCUGGUGGAGAAGGUGCAGAUCAUCGCCGUGUUCCUGGGCUCCCUCUUCCUGGUGGCCAGCAUCUCCUGGCUGCUGUGGUCGGCUCUCAGCCCGCAGGCCGUCUGGCAGCGCCGCGACGUCCUCUUCCAGAUCUGCUACGGCAUGUACGGCUUCAUGGACCUGGUCUGCGUCGGCUUGAUCGUCCACGAGGGGGCGGCGGUGUACAACGUCUUCAUGCGCUGGCGGGCCGUCAACCUCCACUGGGACGUUCAGAGCUAUGACAAGGCCACGGACAUGGAGGAGAUGAGCACGGGUCAUUCCUCGCUGGCCCCCAGGACGCUUUGGUUGCCGCUGGCCACCUUCGGGCCCCAUGGCCCCUUACACUCCAGCCAGCUGGGGCCCCGGCCGUGGACCUGCCUCUGCUUGGCCCCCUUCUGUCCCGGCCUGGUGGCCCGGAACCCCCUCGCCCAGGACGGCGACUCAGGAGAGGUCGUCAUUCGCGUAACGUCGGUGUAGCACCAACAAAACAUCUGAUGGUUUGGUGGGAUCACACACACAAAGAAAGUGUUUAUUUCAUUUUGCAUAACUUUGUAACCACAUGAUCUCCUGAUGUAUUAGAACUGUUGUCUGCUCUGGGGCCGGACCUCAAGACGAUCUACUAACAGUUCAACUAACUGACGUGCUGUUGUUUAAUUCUUGGAAAUAACACAGACGCACGUGAACUUGACAUGAAAUACGGUUCUACUGAUGUUUCCUCGUUAUCCUUUAGCACCCGGUCGUUUCCCCAGAUGUGAUUAUUGCUGGGAUCGGAUGCUGACAUGAACAAGUUGGUAGUCACGGACGUUACCACGUGACAUGAACGCAGCAUUGAGGCUGAUGUGUGCAGAGAAAACUGUCUUGAAAAUGUCUUCUGGUAACACUUCAUUUGACAGCAUUCCAGUUUCCUGCCAUUCGAUAGAAGGUUACUGAUGUCUACGAUCCCUCGGAAGUAAUGUUAUUUGGCGUUAGUUUAGUGCCAGGGUUCUAAUAGAGAAGUUAUUCCAGAUAAAUUCCUUAUGAAACCUAUCCAUGAACUCAACACUUACUCAAACACCCGUCUCCGACCUGGUCUCUAUUCUCCUUGUGAUUGGUUCCCACUCAUUAGCAGAAGCAAGAUGACAGACAUGCUGAAGCCGACAUUACGAGGUUGUCAAACUCAGUAUCUGUUCCAGGUCUCUCCUUCUGGGACACUUUGUGUCUUAACGUUUGUGUUUCCCCAUCGAACGAUCGUGCAAGAUGCAGCGAUUUAGGCCGAUGAGCAAAAGCGAGCACAGAUGCGGAGACGGUCGAAUGUCAUUCGAACUUUAUAUCUUCCGUCUCUCGGUGUCUGAAUAUGCUGGCGUACCAACCGCUGUUUAGGUUUGCCGGGCUGCUACGAAGGACCGAGUGACCCCCGGGGGAUUUUUGUGCCAGUAUAAAUACAGCUGUUAAAGAAGUUGUGGUUCUGAUCCGUCUCUAUGUCUCUCUGUCGACGGGGGGUUCUGGGUGCGUGGUUGGGUUUGGGGCUCUGUUCUUGACUCGAGUCAUUCAAUUUCUUUGGUGCCUUAGGAGGCUGGUUGACGCUGUUGCAAUGUGCAGCACAGUGAGGACUUGAAUGUGACUUUUGCUGUUGGCCGAAUUUCUAUUUCUUUUGAAUGUAACAUGGAUGUGAUGUAUAAAGAAUAUUUAUAUAUACA
Molecule: messenger RNA, 2487 nt
Organism: Scophthalmus maximus (turbot)
Lineage: Eukaryota; Metazoa; Chordata; Actinopteri; Pleuronectiformes; Scophthalmidae
Gene: march11
Product: membrane-associated ring finger (C3HC4) 11
Exons: 4
Coding region: 329-1288 (319 amino acids)
Biological process (GO): protein ubiquitination
Molecular function (GO): ubiquitin-protein transferase activity; zinc ion binding
Source: RefSeq, a predicted model, not a curated record